GUACAGCAUCAGACGAGUAGCCAGCCGUAGCAUCUCCUUGUCACUAUGCUGUUCUUACAGGUGCUCUCUGUGUAUUUCAUACAUGGACUCUGUUAUCAUGUAGUAACAGGGUUACAGAGCAACUGGGGACAGCAGUUUGUGAUUCCAUUUCUGUCUAACUUUGAGAAGAAAGGGACAGUUUACAUUAAAAUAGAGGCAAAGGUUGCUACAUCGGUAUAUGUUGACAUCCCUUGGGAAUCAAGAACAGACUCCUUCACAGUCCUGGCAUAUUCAGAACACAUUGUGGAGCUUCAGUGGAACAACAGAUACGAGGAAAAUCUAGCCGUUGUCACGAAAGCUGUGUUCAUUAACGCCACAGCACCAAUUACAGUUUACUCGCAUAGCUACGUGUCUAAUUCUGGAUCGGGAUUUCUGGCCAUUCCUGUCAAUGUCUUAGGUGACUAUUACAUUGCAGUAUCAUACACAAAGGCUACCUUUAAUACAUCCGUCGUCGUAGCCGCAGUUGAAGAUGCCACAGAGGUGGUCAUCCAUUACAGCACUCAUGGUGGCGUGUGUGGUCCUGAUGAUUACACAACGGGGGACAUAUCAAUACAUAUGCUAGACCGACUUGACGUCAUUGGUGUCCACUGCACCGAAGACCUCACUGGAACGUCAGUCACGAGUAACAGACCAAUCAGCGUUGUGUCAGGUAACGUUGGAGGAAAGGUUCCCGUCAGCGCCAAAGGAAACGAUGUAAUGGAGGAGAUGCUAAUCCCGGUAAAAGAUUUCGGGUUUGAGUAUGUUCUGACUAACACUGGAAGAGCAGAGAGUUCCAUCAACAGAAUAGUAGCGCUCGCAGACAACACAACGGUUAGUUCAAGUACAGGUGACGUGUAUCAUUUAAAUGCGUCUGACUUUAUUGACAUUGACACAGCCACACACGACGAGCAGUGCAUCAAUUCAUCUACUCCUGUAAUGGUUGUAGCCUUUGGGAAAGGCGUCACUGCUAGCAGUGACAGAAAAGGGGACCCUUCUAUGGCAGUGGUUCCACCAACAAGUAGUUUUUCGAACGAUUAUUUCAUUGCUUCCGGUCUGGGACAAGGCAUCCACGGAUACAUAGGUUCUGACUUUCUAACUGUGGUUGCAUCAUUAGACAAUAUUGGAACUUUGGAGACGAUGCUGUCAGCAACCCAUACUCCCCUGAAUAACAGUAAAUACGGCAUAAUACACACACAGAUAACAACAUGGCCUCUCCAACUGCUGACUGACAACACCACCAUCUUCGGUGCUACGCUGUAUUCGGUCUCAUCAAGGUAUCGGGGCGUCGCUUUGCCUUUAGGCAUGGUCUUUGAGCAGCAGAUAUGCUGGAGCAGCACGUGUCUGAACAACGGCAUCUGUCAUGAAGUGAAUGACUCUUUUGUCUGCGAAUGUUUAUUUGGCUUCACUGGAGAUAUCUGCCAACAUCAACCAGAAACUCCAACACUGACGUCAGUAAGUCCGGAGACAAGUGCCCCUUCUUUUGAGACAACCGAUACUUUUAUCACCACAAAUUCAGGGCUAGAUCUCACAGAAUUACCUUCCACAGAAGCAAUAAAUGCAGCGACCGGACUACAUAUGUCUUCGACAAAUGCGUAUGCAACAACGUCAAUAUCGGAAACGAUAACAACCUCUCUAAUGUCCCAAAUCUCACCAGUUGUAUCAACAAGUCCGAUCCAACAAGGAAUCUAUUCUGCAUCAUCAUCAGCAGCAAAUACAAUGUCAAUGACUUUGAACGUGGAUGGAGUAUCAGCAUCAACACUCCUGCAAGACACAAUCUUGACUGUAAUGCCACUGAUCCCCUCAUCUGUAUCAACAAGUCCGAUCCAAAAGGAUGUUUCUCAUGACUUACCUUCAAUAGUCACUACAUUAGGCGCUGAAUUCACAGCCUCAGGGGAAAUUAUGGCUAGUGUGUCCUUGAAGACUAACAAUCUCAAAGACUCUACUUCACGUGUAUGCGUCUGUCUCUGCAAGGGUGAUCGUCUCGAGGUUCUGGAUGAAGAAGCAGUGAAAGCGUUCACCGAAGAGAUCAAGGAAGAACUGAUACUGGACACCAAAACCUUGUCGAAAACUGUACGCAAAUACACUAGUGCCCCUGACGAAAGAAAAAGUGCCCAAAAUGUUGGCACACUUGGAAUAGUGUUACUGUCUUUUACGUUUGGGCUGAUGGUAAUACCAGAUGUUCUCAGCUGUUGCAAAGCCUUGCACCGAGCCUUUAAACGGUAGAAACAACUUAGUGCAAAUUUAUUUUCGAAGGCUCUAAAUUCGAUGAAAUAAUCCUCUAUUGUUUCUACCGGUUGGUUAACUACAUUUUAACCACGACUGACUGAAAAUGAAACUCUUUCAAACUGUAGCUAUCGUCUGGUAUUCUGAUGAAGCUUAAUGAACCCUGUGCAAAAGUGUUGAUAAGUUUCACAAGGUCCCCAAACGGCUCGUCAAGAGAAAAAUUACUCUAUUAUCAUUAUACGAUAUUUAUGUAGCGCACAUAUCCAGGCAACUAGUGAUUGGUACUCAUUUUAACACAGAAUAAUUUAUGAUAUGUUAUGAUAUCAGCAGCAGUCCGCAUACAACAGAAACUACAACUAUACUAUUACCAUUGAAAACUGUGAUAUAGAUUUGUUGAAAACUUGAAGUGAUAAUAGAAGAUGUUUGAUUGACUCUCGAAUAUCUCCUUCAACGACCGGACUGUGGCUGUGUGCUGUGAUGCACACGUAAAAUCAUACACAACCGCCCAGAUGGAAAUAAUUCACUAAGACACUGCAAGCAUGUACUUCAAGUUCAUCAAUCGACUUUAAAUGUUAUGUUUUUUUCAGGAGAACAUCCACUAGAAAGUAUCCUAAUGAUAGGAUGAUUUUGUAUUGGAAUGAUAUUUUACUUUUUCCAAAUUUUCCGUUGAAUGUCGUGCAUCAAAUCAUGUAUACGAUGCAAUCAAUGUACUUGUAGUUAUAAUGUUUCACCCUCCAAUCCUAUUGAAGCUCUACUAUAAUGCAUGCGGUUAAAGUAUGUAUGGCAAUCACAAUCGUUCACUAGCAUCCAUUGUCUGAAGCAUAAAGUUCUGACGGAAACGCAUUAGGUGAUAGAUGACCUCCUCUUCAAAACGUGUCUUUAUGUUGGUUUUAAGCCUUCACAUGUCUUUGAACCAUACUUGCCGAAAACCUCAGUCUAAGCUGACAGUCGUACCCCUAAUGAAACUGGGCCCGUAUUCUCGAAACGUUCGUAUCCUUAAGAAUUCUCAACUUUGAUCGUAGCCAAUGUGUUAAGAAUGGGCUUAAGACGUUCGCAGGGCUACGAACGUUACGUGAAAAAGGGCCGAGUUCAACGUCACAUGCCGACAAUUAAUCAAAUUGGAGUGUAAUGAGUCAUCUGAGCAACCACAGUCACAGUACUGCCAACAAACGUCGAACCGUUUCAACCUGAGUUAAGGACUGUUCAUAAUUUAAGGCUGGAAGGGGUAGUGUGUGUGUGUGAAUGUGUGUGUGUGUGUGUGUGUGUGUUUGUGGUGAAUUCAAUGCGUAUGACGCCCCACUAAAAUUUAUGUAUAAAGUGAGUGCCCCCCCCCCCCAUGUACAAAUU
This is a messenger RNA of Haliotis rubra (blacklip abalone), 3588 nucleotides long. RefSeq lists its product as uncharacterized. The transcript is spliced from 5 exons. The record is from RefSeq and is a predicted model, not a curated record. The coding region runs from base 46 to 2241 and encodes 731 amino acids. NCBI's taxonomy places the organism in Eukaryota, Metazoa, Mollusca, Gastropoda, Lepetellida, Haliotidae.